Molecule: messenger RNA, 3334 nt
Organism: Astyanax mexicanus (Mexican tetra)
Lineage: Eukaryota; Metazoa; Chordata; Actinopteri; Characiformes; Acestrorhamphidae
Gene: map1lc3a
Product: microtubule-associated protein 1 light chain 3 alpha
Exons: 4
Coding region: 128-493 (121 amino acids)
Biological process (GO): macroautophagy; autophagosome assembly; cellular response to nitrogen starvation
Cellular component (GO): cytosol; autophagosome; autophagosome membrane
Molecular function (GO): ubiquitin protein ligase binding
Source: RefSeq, a predicted model, not a curated record
GGCGUUCUGCGCAUGUCUUUAUCGCCUCUGGCUCGGAGUUGCUGACGAGGAUCAGAACAAUAAUAAAAACAGAGAGGAAUAAAACUACAGAUUAUUAUUGUUAUUUUAUUCAUCUUAAACUACAAUUAUGCCUUCUGAUAGACCUUUCAAACAGCGGCGGAGCUUCGCUGAUCGCUGUAAGGAGGUGCAGCAGAUACGAGAGCAGCAUCCUAAUAAAAUUCCGGUCAUCAUUGAGAGAUAUAAGGGAGAAAAGCAGCUUCCCGUUUUGGACAAGACCAAGUUUCUUGUACCUGAUCACGUCAACAUGAGCGAACUGGUGAAGAUUAUCAGGCGUCGUCUGCAGCUGAACCCGACCCAGGCCUUCUUCCUAUUGGUCAAUCAGCACAGCAUGGUGAGCGUGUCCACACCCAUUUCUGAGAUCUACGAGCAGGAGAGGGACGAGGACGGCUUCCUCUACAUGGUCUACGCCUCGCAGGAGACUUUCGGCUGCUAAGCUAACGGCUAACCUCCUCACGAUUAGAGAUUAGAUUAGAGAGAGCGAGCAGAGAACGAGAAACGCCCAGGGAGCUAACGUGCUACGGCUAACUGAGGCCACGCCCCUUUUGUGUUUCUCUCUUAAAAACUACAAAAAAAAACCUUAGUUUCUCUCCUGCCAUCUUCAAACUAACACUACCAUUGUUGUGUCUCAUUACGACACGAGUCCUCGUGCAACAGCACUGCUGUACCUGCUAGAUUCACCCCUCGAUUGCUUGUGUUUAUUUUUUAGUUUCGUUUUUAACCCCGCCCACUUUAUUAUUAUUAUUAUUAUUAUUAUUAUUAUUAUUAUUAUUAUUAUUAUUAUUAUUCAUUUUUUCCCCCAGUUAGUGACACAGUAAUGUAUAAAGCCUGGGCGUUCAACGUAAGAAGACGUUCUGACCCUGAGCUCAGGCCUUGCACGUUCUUUUAAUUUUAAAUUUUUGAUUUUUUUUUAUUUUAUUUGAUUUUAUUUGUACCGGUGUGUAAAAUAAUUAGCAUAAUUAGCAACACUUUUCCUGUCAUUUGUAAAUACAUGUAGGUGAGUGCUAUUAUAAAUUUUAUAAUUAUAAAAGUAAGUGUGUAGUUUAGGCUUUGUUGCAUUUACUGCUUGCUUGUAGUAAUCAGCCAAAUCCGACCGAAUCUGUACGACUCUGACGCUGGAGUGAGAUUUUUAUUUUAGUCUUUCCUUAAAGUAAAACGAAGUGAAAGAAAGAAAGAAACAAAGAAAGAGAGAAACUAUAGACUUCCUAACAUGUACUCGUAUUACCUGCUGCAGUAACAUCUAUUCACCACUAGGGUGAAUAAAAAAAAAAAAAACACACACACAGUGUUACGCACCCUGUUUUAAAUAAAGCCCUACAUCUGGAUAGGAUUAGUUUCUCACUAGUAUUUCACACUUCUACUCUACAGUGAUAAAACUCCUGCAUCCGGACUGCAAUUUAUAAAACAGGAGGACCAGUGAGGUCACAUGACCUCAUCGCGGAGUUCAGUAGCUCCUCCAUCUCCACUCGCUGUUGUGUUUUUUUUUUUUACGUGGAUCUCCGUGGAAACCGUGGCGCAUCCAAAGUGUAAUUACGGUGCGCGGCAGUGGACAAAUAUCUAUUUUAUUAAAGGCGAGGAGACGAAACUCAGAGAUGUGCGUCCGGACGGGACUAAAAUUAGAGAGAAACUAAUCUAAUCUAAUCCUGUCCUGUCCGGAUAGGGAUUUGAUAACGAUAUACAUUGCCCACAUUACGUAUUAUGAUAUAUCACAUCACGAUACAGUGAUUUUGCGAUACUUGAUAUAUAUAAAUAUAUAUGUAUGAGUACCAGUCACAAAUUUGGACACACCUUAAAUAUGGAAUUAUUUAGUAAACUUAAAAAAGACCAUCAAAAACUUCAUAAUUAUUAUAAUAAUGAUGAAACUGGCAUUCAUCAGCUCUGCUCCAGAAAAAAAAAUAAGAGUAAGAGUUUCCUCUGUUUUACAGGAUAAGUUCAGCAGAGUUACCAGCUUACAGUGUUUUUUAGGUUUGUUUAACACUUUUAUUUACUACACUUUUAUUUUAAGUUACUACAUGAUUCCUUAUAUGUUUCUUCAUAGUCUUGAUAGAUAAUUUUAGAAAUGCUUAAAAUCAAUACUACACAGCAAAGCUAGACAAAAUAUAUGUAAAUUGAGACAAAUGUUUAAACUAAGCAAAAAAAAUCUGCAAAUGGGGUGAGCGAAUUUUUCUUAGUAAGAAUUUUUUUAAAUGAUUAAUCACAAAGUUUCAAAAUGAGUGAAAUAAGCCUAAAUUAAGCAAAAAGUGGCUUAAAUUUGUACACAAGAAUCAAUAAAACUUGACUAGUAACUUUCUGUGCUUAUUUUGAAUCUAAAUUACCUAAGAAAAGGUGAAACUUCUAAGUGAGACUGGAUAAGAUAAUAUUCCUAAAAUAAGUAAAAACAAAAUCUACACUUACGAUGCUUAGUAAGACCAAAAAUGUAUCAGAGAAAAAAAUAAGAUUUAUUGCCUUAAAACUAGUUAAUUUCACUUGCUAAGAAUAAGGUUUUUGCAGUGUAUUCAUCACAAUAUUGAUAUAUAUUUUGUCCCAGCCCUAGUUAGGAGUUAAUUUGACCCGUGUGUUAAACUGUGUUCAGACUCGUCUCCUCGCUGAGCUCAAUGUUGGUUUACAUGCUGUUUUUAGUUCAUAUUUCUGCCGCCAGGUUUGCAGAAUGCGCCGUGCAUUUACAAAUAUAGCUGUAGGAGUCAGUCGAGCCUAAAAUAUGCGAGUAUGAAUGCGGCCUGUGUGUGUUUGUGUGUGAACGCUUAACUCCAGUGCAGCCGGAGGAACAGGACAACACUACAUAGAUGGCAGGCGAGGUUUGUUUAGGCACUACAGCACUGUAACUGUAAUAAAUAUAAUAAAUAUAAUAAACAGACCUGAAUAUGCUUCUUUUGCACAAAUGAAACAGAACAGCUAAGAGAGGAUAAACUCUAAACUCUUUGAAAUUGAGAACUCUAAUAUAAUUGUAGCACAGAAUCGUUGUAUUUUCUAUCCAGCUUCUUUCCGUUUACGUUUUCCAUCACGACGCGACGCGUUUGCCUUCUGUCCAAAACUUCAGUGAAGGGUUUAUAUGAUGCACUACGUAUCUUGCAUGUUUUAUUUUCUUCCUCAACUCUUUUUUUUAUAUAUAUAUAUAUUGAUUUAUGCUGUAGAUUUAAUUAUUUCGACUUUAUUUAACGCAGAAAAACAAGUCUUUUUAGAUGUUUUCAAACCAAAAAAAGAGAAAAAAAAGAAUGAAAACCUGAAAUAAAUAAAUAUGUAUGUGAGUGUGUAUAAACUACUAUAUGAUUAAGCUUCA